Messenger RNA from Ictalurus furcatus (blue catfish), 3976 nucleotides. It is a transcript of the gene csnk1g1, whose product is annotated as casein kinase 1, gamma 1. Gene Ontology annotation, cellular component: cytoplasm; nucleus; plasma membrane. NCBI's taxonomy places the organism in Eukaryota, Metazoa, Chordata, Actinopteri, Siluriformes, Ictaluridae. Gene Ontology annotation, molecular function: ATP binding; protein serine/threonine kinase activity. The coding region runs from base 402 to 1835 and encodes 477 amino acids. Gene Ontology annotation, biological process: endocytosis; positive regulation of canonical Wnt signaling pathway; peptidyl-serine phosphorylation. The transcript has 14 exons. The record is from RefSeq and is a predicted model, not a curated record.
UAUUUUGAAUUCCGGUGAGGCUCGCUGACCGGAAGUCGGUCUGGUUAGCGCUGGUUCACGUUACUUGGAAGAACACUAAAGAAAAAGAGGAAAAGCAGCCGCUACCUAGAGGACACGGGUUGUUGUUUGUUUUUGUUUUUUUUUUUUAAUUACGGAUAUUCCACGUCAAGAAAACGCCGAAACCCAAGAAGGCAGUUAAAACAGCAAGUUUAUCCGUCCGACAUCAACAGCUCUAAUACAGCGGCCGUGGAAUGUGGUUGUCUACAGGUGCCUUCUUUUCAGCCUGGUAGUAGUGACGGGCACGGGGGCAGUCGUCCCAUGAGCUUUGUGUCAGCCUGACGUGAGCGCUGUGGGCCCAGGCCUGUUUUUCUCUGGAUCAGUGCGUGUUCAGCACUGCAGUGAUGGAUCACCCCAGAGAUAAAGAAGGCGAGAGGCCGGCGAGGAGCAGCAAAGUGGCCCAGGGACGCAGCGGACACUCGCGACCUUCCAGCUCCUCAGCGUCCUCUGGCGUCCUCAUGGUGGGGCCGAACUUCCGCGUGGGCAAGAAGAUCGGCUGUGGAAAUUUCGGGGAGCUAAAACUCGGAAAGAACCUCUACACAAACGAGUAUGUUGCCAUCAAAUUGGAACCUGUGAAAUCCAGAGCCCCACAGCUCCAUUUGGAAUACCGGUUUUACAAAACAUUAGGGAGCACAGCGGAAGGCCUGCCCCAGGUGUACUAUUUUGGGCCAUGCGGGAAAUACAAUGCCAUGGUGCUGGAGCUGCUCGGCCCCAGUCUGGAGGACCUCUUUGACCUCUGUGACCGCACCUUCUCCCUCAAGACAGUCUUAAUGAUUGCCAUUCAGCUGAUCUCCCGCAUGGAGUACGUGCACUCCAAGAACCUCAUCUACAGGGAUGUGAAGCCAGAGAACUUUCUCAUCGGACGGCAAGGGAACAAAAAGGAACACAUCAUUCACAUCAUAGACUUUGGCUUAGCCAAAGAAUACAUCGAUCCUGAAACCAAAAAACACAUUCCUUACCGGGAGCACAAGAGCCUCACUGGCACAGCACGAUACAUGUCCAUAAAUACGCACUUGGGGAAGGAGCAAAGUCGACGAGAUGACCUCGAAGCCUUAGGUCACAUGUUCAUGUACUUCCUCCGAGGCAGCCUUCCAUGGCAGGGACUAAAGGCUGACACGUUAAAAGAGAGAUAUCAAAAAAUCGGAGACACAAAACGGAACACUCCUAUUGAAGUUCUCUGUGAGAACUUUCCAGAGGAGAUGGCUACGUAUCUGCGCUACGUUCGGCGGUUGGAUUUCUUCGAAAAGCCUGACUAUGAGUACUUGAGGACCUUGUUCACUGAGCUGUUUGAACGCAAGGGAUACACGUUUGAUUACACAUACGACUGGGUCGGCAGGCAAAUCCCCACACCGGUCGGGUCCGUGCACGUGGACUCCGGAGCGUCAGCCGUGACACGUGAGAGCCACACACACAGAGACCGACCAUCUCAGCACCAGCCUCUAAGGAACCAGACGGCCUCCUCCGACCGCAGAGGAGCAUGGGAGGUGCAGCCCAACCGGCAGGCCAACUCCUACCUGACCUCCCACCUGGCGUCGGACAGGCAUGGAGGCUCAGUGCAGCGUGAUCUUUCAACGUGGACCAGCAGGAAACUGUUCUUCAUCAGGAUCCCCAAGCUGGUGGUCAGCUCAACUAACGGCGAACUGAACGCAGACGACCCGCUGGCGGCCCACUCCAACGCUCCAAUCACAGUGCAGGCGGAGGUGGAAGUGGUGGACGAGGCCAAGUGCUGCUGCUUCUUCAAAAGGAAGAGGAAAAAGAACACCGCUCGGCACAAAUGAUCCGUCACCCGCUCCACCCAGCCCGUUUUAAGAACGUUCAAUAAAGAAAUUUUAUUCAAAAGAAGACAACAAUGCCCUCAAAAUGAAUUGCCUCAAAGGGACCUGCCUGUGAGAGAGAAUGGAGACAUGCACAUAUCGUGCAGCGGGAUGCAGGGCUCAUGGACGGUUUACUUGUAUCGGAAUAUACACACACACACACUCUCUUACACACAGACACACACACACUCAUUUGGAUCUCUAAGCACUGGAACAGCAUUGCACUCCUUCAUGCUUCUUGUUUUUUAUUUUUUUUGUUUUGUUUAUUCCUCCCUCUCCAUUCGUCUGUGGUGAGAGAGACGGCUCUGUGAGGGAGCCCUCCCGUGUGUUCUGCCUUUGUGACAGACCCAGCAGCUCGAGACGGGGUUUGGAGGGAGUUUCACUCAAACAGAGGAGCUUCAUCCACACUGGAGUUCAUAUAUUGAUCCUUUGCACCGCCUGCUAGCUUUCUCUUCUGUCCUUUGUGUUUUCUGCUCCUCCUCAGAGCCUUAGAAAUUUCGCUAGCAGAGUUCGUGUAUCUAUUGGACCGAGUCAGCGUAAAAACAAAACACACACAAAAAAAAAAGAACAAAAAAAAAAAAACCAAGCUAACUGUCUUAACGUAAUGAAGCUAACAGGCUUUUCCUUGUGGACUCUGUAAAUGUGUGAAAUAAGCAGCCAAGUGUAAAGUGACAGCGUUGUAUUCAUGGCCUUCGAUCCUCGUGCUGACGCGAUACGCCGCCCGGCUCUGGGGGGACGAGGAGAGCGUCGAGGUCCGAUGCUCGGUCCACGAUCGAGAGCCUCAGCACAUUCCCCAGUUCUACUGAAUGCUAUUUAAGCUGCUUGUUCUAAAGCACUCCACCCACUCCGACCUGCCAGCCAGCCAUGCUGCUUUCUCCUCUUGUGAUAUAGUAUCGCUUUAACGUGAAACUGACUUUUCUAUUAGUCUGGGAUUCAGAGCUGAACUCGCCAGUAAGACACUCCGUGGUUCUCUUUGUAUCAAACAUUUUCACUGCAUUUCUUUUUUUUUUUUUUUUCUUCCCCGCUCGUAAUCAUCUUAUUUUUCAGAACCCAGUCCCUGGUUUGAAUGUGGCGUUUCUUGUAUGUUUUUUUUUUUUUGUUGUUUUUUUUACUAUAAUUAUUAUUAUUAUUAUUAUUAUUACGCCAUAUAAAUGGAAACACUUGCCGAAGAGAAUGAUUAUUUAAUGUGCCAGGGUGGAAUCCAGUCAGUCUGUGGGUGACUGAACAUUCUUUGACGUCCCUAUAAUAUGUAUUUUCUUCACACCGCGUGUUUUUAUAAGUCUAUAUGAACAGAGCGUCAGAACGGUGUAACGGUUAAUAGGAAAGCUUGCUAACAUUCGUAACGUGUAAUAAUGGCUGUUUAUGAAGUGUUUCCUUGCCUCGUAGCCGUUUCAGUGGGUAUUCGUGAUCAGUGUCCGAUCCGGAUUUUUCUUUUCUUUCUUUUUUUUUUCCCCCUCUCUCUUCUUCCUUUGAAGGGAACAUGCAAACGGAUGACAGUAACUCGAGUGCUGUUUUAGAGAGACUCUCAAACUGCCACUGCUAAAUAUCUCAUCUUAAUGCCUUAACUAACACUACACAGCAGGGCCGUUUCACGUGGUUCUGCGUUACGACACUACAGAAAUGUUUCUCUUGCCUUUUGUUAAUGUAGAACUCUCAGUCUUUUUUCAAUAAUGAUCCCUAAACAGCCAGAUCUGAAUUAAACCGACUCCAAAACUGAACCCAGUCGAUAUUUUAUUUAGAGCCUACUGUAAACUGCUCGGUGUCACGUCUCGUUUGCUCACGAAGCAGUCCUAAGUGGCUCCGUCACAGGUAGGCCCGUGAUCUCUUGGAUAUAGGAUGAGGCCACCGUUAGAGCCCACGAGGUCCAUCCAUUAAAAAUCAUGAUUUUAGUAUCUAGCUUCAGUUCUGGAGCACUUUAACACACCUGAUUUGAACAAGUGAAAAGUUUGUCGUUUUUAAUCCGAAUCAGGUUUGUAAAACAGUGUGGUGCUCCAGAAAUGGAGGUAGACAAUCCUUUCAUCGAUUAAAUGUACCUAUGGUGUGUUUUUUUUUUUGGGGGGGGGCUUUCAAGAAAUUACAGUUCCUUCAUUAUCCCCCCCAGCCCC